Molecule: messenger RNA, 438 nt
Organism: Nerophis lumbriciformis (worm pipefish)
Lineage: Eukaryota; Metazoa; Chordata; Actinopteri; Syngnathiformes; Syngnathidae
Source: RefSeq, a predicted model, not a curated record
AUGGCGGAUAGGCUAACGCAACUUCAAGAUGCUGUCAAUUCGCUUGCAGAUCAGUUUUGUAACGCGAUCGGCGUCCUGCAACAGUGCGCUCCCCCUGCCUCUUUCAGUAAUAUUCAGACGUCGUUAAACAACGAUCAGCCUGCAAACCAAACAGAAGAGUACGCUCAGCUAUUUGCAGCCCUGAUUGCCAGAACAGCGAAAGAUGUAGACGUGCUGAUUGACUCUUUACCAAGCGAGGAGUCCACGGCAGCCCUGCAGGCAGCCAGUCUGCGGCAACUGGAGGAGGAGAACCACGAGGCCGCGGCCCGACUAAAAGAAGUGGUCAACCGCGGCGACAUGCUGCUGGAGAAGAUCCAGAGCGCCCUGGCAGACAUUGCCCAGUCUCAGCUACGUACCCGCAACGGCGCGCCGAGCCAGCCUUCACCUGCUGAUUCAUGA